AUGGAGGUUGAUUUUACCCCAGCUUCUCGAAGAGGCCAACGACCGUCAGCUACGUCUUCUGGGCGGCGCGAUUGGUCUCAAGGAUACCCUAUGAGUACAACAAUGUCAGAAUCGCAGUGCGAUCCAGGCCCGGCAUAUGGCACUCUCUGGCGACAAUAUGAAUCCUUUCCGGAGAUCGAGUCGACAUUUGACCCAGAUCCGAUGUCCGUGCCUGAGAUUGAUGGUCAGGCUUCCGAGGCCAGAUCAACGCGGCCGACAGCCGCUCCCUCACAGCCCGUUCUAGUCCGAGCUUUCACCAGCGAUGAAGCUCGUGCCUUGACGUCCAGAUUGCCGGUCAUGUCUCCCCGUCGACUGAUUCCAUUCUUUCGGUCCAAGACAUCGCCUUUGCCUGCAGCGCCGGGCCCGCCACUACCGUCUGAUGAAGACUUCAGUAUUGACAGUAUACUGCAGGCCAUCGAUGCUGAUAUCACCGGUACGCUGGACUCCAUCGCUGAGAUAUGCGGCCGAAGCAAGCUGAGUCUGUCCAAUGAGUAUGACAGUCACAUUGCCCCCCUAGGCGAGAUUCGCGCUUCUUCGGCAGGAGGCUUGGGACCGGUCAAUGAAGCGAGCGCAAUGGACGCAGAUCGAGCCGCCGAUGAAAAUGUCAUGAUGGUGGAAGACAGACCGAUCAUCGGAGGAGACUCACGAGAAAUUCAAUCCUUGAAGUUCUUCUAUUACCUCGGAAACGUUCAAUACGCAGAGACCGUCCCAGAAAGGAGCGCAGGUUCUCCAGCCUUGGUGGCAGCGCGUAAUGCCAACGUCGUUGAGCAGCCACCGUUGGCUACUAGACCUGUAGAGGUACCUUUACCAACAAUUUUUGAAUACCCAACUAGAGCAGGGCCUUCUGGUCGAAGUCUCUUGGGCCAAUACGAUGUUGCAGGAAAUGCCGCAACCUCACAGCAUGAUAUGUUCACUCACGCUCUCGUCUCGGAAGUUCACCUCGAUGCGCAGGACAAUGAGCGGCGUCGCAGUGCUGAACAAAGGGUACACCAUCAUGUACGCCGUACAGUGGAUGGUGCAGAUUCAAUCUACGGCUGGACCAAAAUCAAUUUCAUUCAGUCAAUGCUUGGAUGGCUGAAUUUACACAAUGGAGGAACGGAUUCUCACUCGCAGCCUAAGUUCAGGUCCGCAGAGGAUCGUCUGCGAGCUAUGCUCAGACAAGCCGCCGAAGAGCAAACUUCUUUGCCUGCGGCUUAG
Penicillium diatomitis is the source of this 1236-nucleotide messenger RNA. RefSeq lists its product as uncharacterized. The record is from RefSeq and is a predicted model, not a curated record. The coding region runs from base 1 to 1236 and encodes 411 amino acids. Lineage: Eukaryota; Fungi; Ascomycota; Eurotiomycetes; Eurotiales; Aspergillaceae. The transcript has a single exon.